AUGAAUGUCGAGACAUGAUUCAAUGAGCGCGGGUCGUAGCGCGAAUAUUUUGCUGAUUUUCUCGUUGAUUUCGCCCAGAAACAGCUGAUUCUUCCAUUUGAUAGAUAUGUAUAUCACGACAGAGUGAAACACCAUUCACGCUGUCUCAGAAAUGGUGCGAUUGAAGCGUAAGUCUUCAAAACAUGUUGAAGAGGAACCUUCAGCCAAACGAUCCAGACAUGUUGCUGAUACUCGCAGAUCAAACGAGAAAGCUGCGGUGGAGGAAACACUGUUUAAUACUGUGGUGCAAAAAGCUGGGCUUCAACUGAACUCGGGCCUGGUGCAAGAUAUUUUAGAGGUUGAUCGUGCUCUCUUCCAGAAAAAAGUCAGAAAUGGACUUAAAACUCAUGAAAGUUACCCAGAGGUCGUAGACAACUUUCUUGAAGGACUGCAGACAAGGUUGGACGAUGCGGACAGGUUUCUCCUCAGCUUGCUUCCAGUUUCUUUGGCAGAGGACGUUGACGGGUUGGUAGACCUGUAA
This is a messenger RNA of Stylophora pistillata, 520 nucleotides long. Its product is annotated as Fanconi anemia group D2 protein. Gene Ontology annotation, biological process: double-strand break repair involved in meiotic recombination; interstrand cross-link repair; homologous chromosome pairing at meiosis. NCBI's taxonomy places the organism in Eukaryota, Metazoa, Cnidaria, Anthozoa, Scleractinia, Pocilloporidae. Gene Ontology annotation, cellular component: condensed chromosome; nucleus. The record is from RefSeq and is a predicted model, not a curated record. Gene Ontology annotation, molecular function: DNA polymerase binding.